AUAGGCUGAUAUCAACGAAUAUACGGUCGAAGUACGUGGUUCCCACAUCUCCACUGUUGUUGGCCUUACACAAAUGAAAUCCCGUUCCCAUUUCCACCUCCCUUAACAGGCGCGCGAAUAUCGCAAUCUUGGUUUGAAAAAGAAAAGCAAUUGUCCCCGGAAUUAUUCGACCCAGUUUUUGUCUUCACUCUACACGCUCCCUCCCACCUCCACAAGAGUCAAAAACCCAAUGGAAGAAGUUUUGUAAAAUCCAAAGAAAAUUAACCAGCUAAUAUAAUAACUUAGACAAGAAUUCAACCCAGAAAGCUAUUCAUUUUCUUUUUUAUUUUUUGUUGUUGUUGUUGGUUUUCUGGUUCGGUUCAUUAUAAUAAAUUGAACAUUCUUCUGCAUCUUGUCUUGUUCUUCUUUACUGUCAGUCCGUGUCAGGAUUUUUGUCAAGGACUGUAGUUCUAGGAAAGGGGACUUGGGAUGAUCUUUGAGGCUUUUCUAUGUUCAGAGAACUGAAAGGUGUUCGAUGCAAGGAUGGAGGGGAUUUUGAUUUCUGGUGGCUAAUUUAGAUGCUGCAGAAGUUAGUUUCCGAGAGACAUUGCCUUUAGUUUGUGUGUUAGAUGGACCGAAGGAGUUGGCUGUGGCGGCGGAAGUCCUCAGAAAAAAGUCCCAGCGGUGAUACAGAGAGCUCAGGGUCAGUAUCAUCACAUUCAGAAAGAUUCUCCGAUGAUCAGACUCUGUCAGCUCUUAAUACUCAAUCCCCUGAAGUCACAUCUAAGGCUGCACCACCAGGUGAUGAACUUAAUGAUAGUGUGAAGGCCCUCUCAGAGAAACUAUCUGAAGCUCUUCUUAAUAUCCGCGCGAAGGAAGACUUGGUUAAGCAACAUGCUAAAGUUGCAGAGGAAGCUGUCUCAGGAUGGGAAAGGGCUGAGAAUGAAGUAUCAGUUCUGAAGAAACAAAAUGAUGCAUUAGCUCAGAAGAACUUGAUCCUGGAGGAACGCGUUGGUCAUCUUGAUGGAGCCCUUAAGGAGUGUUUGAGACAACUUCGACAAGCAAGAGAAGAGCAAGAAGAGAAGAUUUAUGACGCUGUUGCCAAAAAAGGUUGUGAAUGGGAAUCAAAGAAGUCUGAACUUGAGAACAAGCUUGUUGAGCUACAUGCUCAACUUCAAAGUGCUACCGAUGCUGAUAAAACUAUGCUUGCUGAAGUCCGCUCCAAACUUGAUGCUGCAGAGAAAGAAAACUCAAUCCUUAAGCUCAAGCUCCUUUCAAAAGCUGAAGAAUUGGAACUGAGGACCAGUGAGAGAGAUUUGAGCAUUCAGGCUGCUGAAACUGCUAGUAAACAACAUCUAGACAGCAUAAAAAGGGUGGCCAAGCUUGAAGCAGAAUGUCGCAGGCUAAAGGCUUUGGCCCGCAAAGGAACACUUGCUAAUGAUCAACGUUCAGGUACUGCAUCAUCAUUUUAUGUUGAAUCUUUCACGGACAGUCAGUCAGAUAGCGCGGAGAGGGCACUAGUUAUUGAAAAUGAUGGCUGUAAAUCGGUUGAUAGUGAACCACGUCACCCUGACUCAUGGUCAUCUGCAUUGGCAACAGAGAUAGGACACUUUAAGCAUGAAAGAACUCUUGGAAGAAGUCUAAUUGUUCCUUCAGUUGAGAUUGAUCUGAUGGAUGAUUUUCUUGAGAUGGAAAAGAUUGCUGCUCUACCUGAGACAAAUAGUGGAAGCGACCCUACCGCAAGGGUUGAUGAUCGAGAAGCCUCUUUGCAGGAUGAACUUGAAGCGAUGAUUCGCCGGACAACCGAACUGGAGGAGAAGUUAAAGAUGAUGACUGCAGAGAAAGUGAAUUUGGAGUUUGCUCUCAGUGAGUGCCAAAUUCAGCUCAAGGCAUCGGGAGAUCAACUGAAGGCAACCGAGGUAAAGUUAGUGGAGCUGAAUAAGCAGCUGGCUCUGGCUAACGAAGCAAGAAGAGAUGCAGAGAAAGAAGUUGAAAAUACAACAGUAAAGCUUAAGAAUGCAACUAACCUUUUAGAUGAGGCGGAGGUGAAUCUGCUGAAAAUUCAAGUUCAGUUGAUUGAAGCAAAUGAAGCAAAGAGCAUAGUGGAGGUGGCACUCGAGGAAGGCAACCUAAAGAAAGCGGAAGCAGAGUCGGAAAUCAAAGUAAUGAAACUUGAGUUAGAAACCCUGCAUUCAAGCAUCUCUACAUUAGAAAAAGAAGUUGAGAAAGAAAGAAAUCUUUCAAGGGAAGCUGUAGCUAAGUGUGACAUAUUGGAAGCUGAACUAUCAAGAAUGAAAUCGGAUUCUCAGUUUCAGAGAUCAGCAAUCAUUGAAGAAUUCAGAAUCAAUCAGGACAAAGAACUAGCAGUAGCUGCUAGUAAAUUUGCAGAGUGUCAAAAGACAAUUGCUUCUCUCGAUCGCCAGCUGAAAUCCCUUGCCACAUUAGAAGACUUCUUAAUCGACUCAGACAGUCCAGUGGCAGUUCUUUAGAAGGCAUUGGUAUCCUUGGCUCUGGCCAAGCUCUUGGAAAUUGCCUUUUUCAGGUGUAGCCGAUGCCAAUAGGACAAUAUGGAGCCCUCCGCACCACAUAAUGAAUCAUUGGCUUCUACAGACUAGUGAGAGUACCGCCUACAGGAGAGGUCUUUGCUGUCAAAACCACUGCAAUUCCCUUGGCAAAUAAAGCUGAGAACGAAAGUCAUCGAUAACUGGGAAACGAGAGCACUCAUUCGUGCUUUACACAAUUUUAUUGUCCCAUACAAUCAAUUUCUUGUGUAUACUUAAUUUCAUUUCACCAACUCAGACUAGAAAAAGAUGUAUCGAUAUCCUACGACUGUUCACAAGUUGUUAAUGUUGCCUUUCGGCCUUUUCUACCUUGUCGUUCUUUGUGUUUUUUGGUGCACAAUAUGUCUAUAGGACCAUCGUUUUAAAAUGGACAUUGGUGAGUGAUGGA
Messenger RNA from Sesamum indicum (sesame), 2928 nucleotides. RefSeq names its product filament-like protein (DUF869). The record is from RefSeq and is a predicted model, not a curated record. Lineage: Eukaryota; Viridiplantae; Streptophyta; Magnoliopsida; Lamiales; Pedaliaceae.